CCGACAUUUACUCGCUCCAACUUUACGUCAGCUCCGGUCUUCACCACACAAACCCUCCCAUCUCUCUCUCGUCGUUUCUGAAGCUUCCCCACAUUAAUACACAGCUCUAAGAAAAAGUCAAAUCUACAAGAAAAUUCAUCAACCCUCCUCUCUCUCUUUGUAUCAGAAGCUUCCUGCGAUCAAGUUGAAAAGUUAAAAUUUUCAGAACUAAGGCACCCGAGAGAGACUAGAUCGGAAGCGAAGCAUUUUUUCUUUCGUUUAGCUUUUCUUUUUUCUCUUGGGAGGUAAUUAAAAUCAAAAUAAAAACUAAUAAAAAAAAAAGUGAGCUUAAUCUUUGAUCCUUCAACCCAAUGGACUCCGAGUUCUGGACCUCUCGCCUCGCGGCCGCCAAGCGCCAAUACACGCUCCAGCACCACCAUCAGAGCUCCCACUUAGAUCGGUUGAGCAUCGAUGAUUUUGAGGUGGAGGACGAGGUCCGACCCGACUUCCCAUGCCCGUAUUGUUACGAGGACUUCGACAUCGUGUCGUUGUGUUCGCAUCUCGAAGACGAACACUCUUGCGAGUCCAAAGUCACCGUUUGUCCCAUUUGCUCUGUUAAAGUUGCAAGGGACAUGUUAAGUCAUAUCACGCUGCAACAUGGACACUUGUUCAAGUUGCAGAGACGUCGUAGGUUACGUAGAGUAGCAAUUCCUAACAGUCAGGCACUGUCUCUCCUGGGCCGGGAUCUUCGUGAGGCUCAUCUCCAGGUGCUUCUAGGGGGUGGUGGAUAUCGGUCAAACAAUGCUAAUGUGUCUACUACAGCUACUGAUCCAUUCCUGUCCUCACUUAUUCUGAAUUUUCCUGCAUCUGAAGCAGAGGAGAUUUCAAAAUCUGUGGUAACCAGUGCUGAGGACACUUCUGCAAAAAACGCAGCACCUGCACAUAUAUGGAAAUCAAGUUUUGAUCCUUCUUUGAGCUACGAAGAGCGGGAAAAAAGGAUUAGACAAGCCACUGGAAGAGCCGGUUUUCUGCAAGAUCUGCUUCUGACAACUCUGUUAGGCGACUAAUAGAAGCAGUAAGUUGCUUCAUAAAUAAUUGAAUGUGAGUUGUUAAAACUGUUGAUAAGGGGGUAUCAUUGGAUGGGAUUCUAGCAGUUUAGCAGCACUAUGAGUGCCUGAUGGUUAUAUCCCAUUCUUGUUGGUAACCCACUUCGCCAGAGAUGCACUACAUUCUGAAGAAACAUUCCGAAAUGAUCUGUCAGUUAAGAUCAACUUCAUUUUAUGAAAUGCUUAUUAUGUUGCCUUGUAAACCCUUUUAAUGCAAAAUUUCCAGCGUAGCAACACAUUGGGCCAAUGCUCUGCCAGGUUCCAGUGGAAGCAGAUGAACUGAAGAGGGCAUGACCACUCAAGGAAAAUGUUUGGGGUAUUAUUGUAGCUUUUUAGUUUUUACAAUGAUUACUUUAUAAAUUAACGUCGCGGUGAAAUGAUUAAGUAAAAAAUUGGUGAUCC
Messenger RNA from Alnus glutinosa, 1487 nucleotides. Its product is annotated as protein DEHYDRATION-INDUCED 19-like. The record is from RefSeq and is a predicted model, not a curated record. The coding region runs from base 351 to 1046 and encodes 231 amino acids. NCBI's taxonomy places the organism in Eukaryota, Viridiplantae, Streptophyta, Magnoliopsida, Fagales, Betulaceae. The transcript is spliced from 5 exons.